Molecule: messenger RNA, 4483 nt
Organism: Zootermopsis nevadensis
Lineage: Eukaryota; Metazoa; Arthropoda; Insecta; Blattodea; Termopsidae
Product: tetratricopeptide repeat protein 17
Biological process (GO): actin filament polymerization
Cellular component (GO): cytoplasm; actin cytoskeleton
Molecular function (GO): protein binding
Source: RefSeq, a predicted model, not a curated record
UCUGUGCAAGAACAAGAAAUCGGCUGCUCGUACGGACAACACGUCAUAGUCAGUUCACGUUUGUGUUAUUGAUGUGAUAGUUUUUUGUUUGUUAUGCUGCCACCUGUCAAAUUUUUGUACUAAAACUGUUAAUAUGACGAUCAGUCUUCGUCAGAAAUAAAGGGAAAAUGUUAAAGUUGAAGUCAUGGAAAGGUUUUGUUGUGCUGUUUGAGAUAUUUUUAGGAAUAUCGGCGUCAACUCAUUGGGUUGUUACUGAGAAUGGGCUUAUACAAUCACAGCUGGACUCAAUUUUCAACAUCCGCCGCCCAUAUGAUCUGCUGGCACUGCUGGAACAGGAAUGGCGAGUGAAGACUGUAGACACUCUUUACAGGGAUCUGGUGUCACGCAAAACUAUUAUAGACAAAAAGUGGGCAGGCGUAGAGAAUGCAAAAGACUUUGAAGAUCGCUUAUUUUCAGAAGAUCCUGAUUGUAUUCGGGCCGAAGAACCUUUGUCUGACACAGACCUGUAUCCCAGCCUGGUGGGCGAUAUUCAGGACCGCAUUAGGUUGGAUCGCUACCUUUCUGUUGAUAUACCUGCGAAUGGUCCUUUGUUGCCAUUCUGCACGCACACAUUUUCUUUGGAUUUCAGUAUGCACGCAUUUGAACACCUCCAUGCAAUGGUGAAGAGAGCUAACCUGUCGGCAGGUCCCGAAGUGAACCUUGCAACGUCUCUGCUGGGGGACAAAGAUCUUGCCCUCUUCGGUCAUCAGGUGGCCUUGGGGCUUAAGAAGAACUCUACUUCGUGGCUUCACUAUAAUCUGGCAUCCAUAUUUUGGAGAAUACGAGGGGAUUCACCUAAUGCAGUGGAGUGUGCACGCAAAUCUGUUCACUUUGCACCAAGGCAGUACAGAGAUCUAGCUCUACUCAAUCUUGGUGCUAUUUUCCACCAGGCUCGGUUUCCCGCUGAAGCAGCCAUCAUUCUUCACGCGGCUGUGGAUCACGCUCCGCUGGUGGCCUCAAGCCACUUUUUGCUUGGUAAUGUGUACGCAGUUCUAGGUGAUUACAACAGGUCGGUGGCAUGUUUUGAUAAUGCAGUGAAGCUGCAACCUGAUAUGGAUGAAGUGACACGGAUUAAAUACUCCGUACUGUGCCAUAAGAAGUUGGAAAGGGGGCUUCUUCAUCUUCAUGAGUCCCUGCAAUACAUUUUAGCUGAACUUCAUGACUAUCACAAUAAACAAGAAGAAUGGUUGAAGGAACAGGAGACGCUGAUGUGGGAGCAAGCUCCGCUUGACGUCCGUCUGUUGGGAGAAGAUAACAGUUUUAUAUCGGCCGUGCUGGGCAGUAAGGGCCACAGCUGUAUGCGGCGGAUCCAGGACGGGCGCCCGGUGUUGAGUUGUGAUGUCAGUAGUGAGAGUAAGUUGUUGGCCCACAGUCUGCACAUUGACAUCAGUCUCAGUCUCCAGAUGCUGCUCAGGAAUGUGGAGUUACAGGCAAAGAAGAUCAGCGAUCAGGUGUCUCGACGAGGUCUCUUGUCUCGUGCACCGGUGGCACCGGAUGGGGGUGGGGCUCAGAUGCGGCAAGUGAAAGAAACGGUUGAAGGUGAGGAAGCUGCGUCUAGCGGCAGCAGUGACAGUGCCAGGUAUCACACUCCCACAGUCGCACCUGUCUACCCUAAUUCACCUCCAGAUUCCAUUCCGAAGAAGGCCGCAACAUACGAACAAGAGGACUGGCCCCAGCAGGAAGAAUGCACAGCAGUGACUUCGCCAGUUUACUUCCCCCCUGUGUUCCUGCCUCCGGAGAAUAAGGGUUUUGAGGUGCACUUAUAUUUGGGCCAGCUGAUAGACUUGCCCCCUGGCACAGAGCAUGACUUGCCAUGGUACCCACCUUUGUGUAACAUUGCCAACUGUGGCACGGGUCCGGAAUCGGACUCUUACUUCCCGUCAUCGCUGACAAGAGACGGUCUCCUUGAUGUUCCUGGCACAGAGACCAGCCUGAAGUCACAGCUGACUAAGUAUGUCACUGAGGGACGUAACAUGAUGGAAGCGGAGAUUGGGCAGCGGAUUCUCACUGCCAUCAACAAGAGGGUUGGUCCGAGCUGGCUCUUGCGGACCCUGGCUUCUUUGUACUGGCGUGUGCGUGGAAAUUCCCGCAAUGCAAUGGACUGUCUCCGCAUGGCUCUCACUUCAGUUCCGAAGGAGUUUCGUGAUGUGGUGUUGGUGUCUUUGGGCUCUUUACUAUAUAAGCUAGGAUAUCUUGAUGAAGCACUGAAAGCUGCAUCAGAAGCACUAGCUAAAAAUUCUGUGGAGCCAGCGACACAUUUCCUGUUGGCGUCUGUUCUGGAAGGAAAGGGUAACCAUACAGGAGCCAUACAUCACUUGAAGCAGGUCUUGACUAUAGAUCCAGAUUUUUUAGAGGAUGGUCACGUAGAGAAAUAUCUGCUGGCAGUCUCGUGUCAGCUGAAGUUUAGUACUGGUGUUUGCAUUCCUCCUACACAGGACAGCCCCGAGGACAUGUGUGGGGCCAGCAGUGGGAUACAAGCAGCCAAGCAGUUUGGUGUGGAGGGACUGGAGGAGGGAGAGGUGGUCGUUUGCAGUCCAGACGGGGAGCAGUGCCACGCUGUUAAGUGCUUUUCAGCCAGUGAUGACACUGGUAGAAUUGUGACUCUUGAGCCAGCUGCAGUAUCGCAGAUUUUGGCUCUCGAUACAGAAGGUCAGUGUGGAGGCAGGCAUGGACUGCUGAGUGAUGUUAUUGCUUUCAAGAUAAGCAGCAAUGAGAAGGGUGCAGACCCUCCUGCUGCAGCAGCUGAGAAGCUGGAUGAAACGGAACUGGAACAUAUGAAUGAUAUUAGUGCUGUUCCCACAGUGAGUCCUCGCCAUGAGGAAUUCCAUCUUCAAAUUUCGCAGGGUGAAGCAGCCUCUCCUCGAAAUUCCGAACCACGUGGAGAUUUCUACGUGUCUCUGAGAGAUGAACCUGCGCCAGAUACUUCGUUUCACGUGUAUGACAGGAGUGGGGCUUACGCAGUUUCACUUGACGAGUGCGACCAUAUCCGCAGUAUUGACUGGGACAAACUAGCUGCUGCAUGGUUCAGUGCAUCUGUGAGGCAUAUCCGGCUUGAUUCACAUUUGCCAACCGCUCAGCGGGAGACGCUACAGCCCCACUGUUGCAUGUCAGUCAAUCCAUCGCCAGUUAUAACAGACCACAUACCUGCCAUCCGAUUGCGCUAUCGGCUCCAUUUAAGUCCAGAUCCCAGGGCAGCCCAGUGGCUUGGCGUCUUAGCUGGCGAUGAGAACAGUUCCACAGAGGAACUGGGCACACGAAUAGCACUUGCUUUGCAAGAGAAUGCCACGUCGUGGGUGCUAGCAACAGCUGCAGCACUGUACUGGCAAGUCAUCGGUCAAGGAGAUCAUGCCGUCACGUGCCUGCAGCAGGCCCUUCAGCAAGCCCCCAGCCCCGUGCAAGACAUUCCACUUAUUAGCCUGGCCACCUUGUUUCACAGGGCUGGUUAUUACAGUGAUGCACUGAUGGUAGCUAACCUGGCACUUGAGCUGGUGCCAGAGUUUGAAGUGACACACUUUACAAUUGCCAAUAUCCACACUUCCAUCGGUGAUCUAGAGAAGGCAAUCACAUUUUAUGGAUCAUCUUUAGCCCUGCGACCUGGUUUUGAACCUGCACGAAGACGUUUGCAAUCCGUGCUGUGUUCAUUGCAUUUUGACAGUCACACUGUGAAGACUGGUCCAUAAGACCAAGGAGAGUUGGUCUUGCAUUCUCAACAGAUUAAGGAUUGGAUGCUCCAAAGCUCUGAGUCUGUACACCAUUAAAUCAGUCACUGCUUUCACAUCAGUAAAUGUAAAAAACAUAAAAUAUUCUGGAAAUGUAAUAACAAUUAAAAUGUAAAACUAAUCCUGAAAAAUAUUGUCACUUGUUCCUGAAUGUGAAUAUUGCAUUCCUAUUGGUGUUUGUUUAUAAAAUCUAUGGGCUGUAGAGAAAUUAAGUGAACACUAUAGAAAUGAGAAGAGAUUGAAAUUGCUAAGAGUAGAUGACUCAGUUGGAAGAGCAGAAAUAGGGGUCGAGGAAAGAUGCGUGAUUCUGUGAAGUAGUUUCAGGUUCCUCAGUGAGACAGUCUGUUGUCAGCAUGACCUGCAUGUGAAAGGAAACUUUGGUAUCAAGAGGUGCAACCAAAACCAUGUUCAUGAAGGAUAAGCUGCAGUUUGACGGUACAGGUAGAAAUUUGCUAAUGUCCUCGUGUUUCUUAAUCGUUGUAUUUGCAAGUGCUGUUCCUCCACAGGCAGUUUGAUCCAUAAAUGGGAGUGACAUUUUGAUGGAGAGGGCUGACUGUGUCAGUGUUGUAUGUUAUUUUGCCAAAUCACACUUCUGAAUUUUGAAGCUUGUUCAUCCUUCAAAAAACGUAUUUUUGUUUCUGCUUACAUAAGCAUUGAAGUUAAAAUGGUUGUCAGUUCCAAUGUCCAUGUAAUAAGAAGUAAAAUAUAAAUAUGUGGCAUUAUAA